This is a messenger RNA of Botrytis fragariae, 838 nucleotides long. RefSeq names its product putative mitochondrial import inner membrane translocase subunit tim23 protein. Gene Ontology annotation, molecular function: transmembrane protein transporter activity. The transcript has 2 exons. The record is from RefSeq and is a predicted model, not a curated record. NCBI's taxonomy places the organism in Eukaryota, Fungi, Ascomycota, Leotiomycetes, Helotiales, Sclerotiniaceae. Gene Ontology annotation, biological process: protein import into mitochondrial matrix. Gene Ontology annotation, cellular component: TIM23 mitochondrial import inner membrane translocase complex; mitochondrial inner membrane. Bases 1 to 666 code for a protein of 221 amino acids.
AUGUCAUUCUGGGACAAGUUGACAGGGCGAAAGCCAUCAAAGGAUGCUUCUAGUGGCGGAUCAACAACCUCAAAUACACCAACAGACACAUUCACACCUACACCUUUUAACCCACAAGAAGGGCAAGAUGUCAGCUCUUUUCUCACAGGGCCAGAACUCGUAGAUCCUUCACAACUCCAUCCUAUGGCAGGUCUGAAUCAGCAGACUUUAGAUUACCUAUCUCUCGAAGAAUCCACCCUCUCGGACCUUCCAGGGUCGCAGUCUGCUUUACCCUCUAGAGGCUGGUCAGACGAUUUGUGUUAUGGUACCGGUGUGACGUAUUUGACGGCGCUAACUGUGGGUGGUGCUUGGGGAUUACAGGAGGGCUUGAGGAGGUCUGCGACACAACCGCCUAAGUUGCGAUUGAACUCGGUGCUGAACGCUGUUACGAGACGCGGGCCAUUCUUGGGAAAUUCCGCAGGAGUGAUUGCUAUGGUUUACAAUGGGUUCAAUUCUUUUAUUGGGCAUAUGAGGGGUAGACAUGACUCUGCGAACAGUGUUUUAGCAGGUGCUCUGAGUGGGAUGAUCUUCAAAAGUACAAGAGGAGUUCGACCUAUGAUGAUUUCCGGUGGAAUUGUGGCUUCCGUAGCCGGCGCAUGGGCAGUUGCAAGAAAAGCCGUAUUUUAAAUGACCAAAUAACGACAAAACUCCUCUUCCAUGACGAAACUCCGACCUUAUGAUUUCAAGAUCCGCACACCAGCGAAUAUCCUCCAUUACUCUAAACAGAACCAGCUUUCUUUAGCGUAUUAGCACAUAUUGUUUCGUGCUUUGUCAUUAUAAUAGAUUUUGUUAAUUGGCG